Messenger RNA from Phyllostomus hastatus (greater spear-nosed bat), 2683 nucleotides. RefSeq names its product Bardet-Biedl syndrome 2 (gene BBS2). Bases 153 to 2318 code for a protein of 721 amino acids. NCBI's taxonomy places the organism in Eukaryota, Metazoa, Chordata, Mammalia, Chiroptera, Phyllostomidae. Gene Ontology annotation, biological process: non-motile cilium assembly. The transcript has 17 exons. Gene Ontology annotation, cellular component: neuron projection; membrane; motile cilium. Gene Ontology annotation, molecular function: protein binding. The record is from RefSeq and is a predicted model, not a curated record.
UGGGGCACCUGGGACGCGCGCCUCGUCGCUUCAAGCUUGGGCCUAGCGAGGGGGGUUGGUCCGAUCCCUGCACCCUUCACUGCAGCGGGUGAGACCGGCUCCGCUGCGCCGGCCUUGGGCCACCAGCCGUCCUCCCCACAGCCGCCGCCAACAUGCUGCUGCCCGUGUUCACCCUGAAACUGCGCCACAAAAUCAACCCCCGCAUGGUGGCUGUAGGGCGCUACGACGGGACGCACCCGUGCCUGGCGGCCGCCACCCAAGCGGGCAAGGUUUUUAUUCACAAUCCUCAUACGCGGAGCCAGCACUUCAGGGCGCCCAGGGUCCUCCAGAGCCCCCUGGAGUCUGACGUUUCCCUUCUCAACAUCAAUCAGGCCGUCAGCUGCCUGACUGCAGGAGUGCUGAACCCUGAACUUGGCUACGAUACUCUUUUAGUGGGGACACAGACUAAUCUCUUGGCUUACGACGUCUACAAUAAUUCAGAUCUUUUCUACAAAGAGGUGGCUGAUGGGGCCAAUGCAAUUGUGUUGGGGACGCUGGGAGACAUCUCCUCUCCUCUUGCGAUUAUUGGAGGGAACUGCAUGCUGCAGGGUUUCGAUCGUGAAGGAAAUGAUCUCUUCUGGACGGUUACUGGAGAUAACGUGCAUUCCCUGGCCUUGUGUGACUUUGACAGUGAUGGGAAAAAGGAGCUUCUUGUGGGAUCUGAGGAUUUUGAUAUCCGAGUUUUCAAAGAAGAUGAGAUUGUGGCAGAAAUGACAGAAACAGAGAUAAUCACCUCCCUCUGCCCCAUGUACGGCAGUCGGUUUGGCUAUGCCCUUUCCAACGGCACGGUGGGAGUCUAUGACAAAACAGCCCGCUACUGGCGAAUUAAAUCCAAAAACCACGCCGUGAGCAUUCACGCUUUCGACCUCGACGCGGACGGAGUGUGUGAGCUGAUCACCGGGUGGUCCAACGGGAAGGUCGACGCUCGAAGUGACCGAACCGGGGAAGUGAUCUUUAAGGACAACUUCUCCGCCGCGAUCGCUGGAGUGGUGGAGGGAGAUUACUGCGGGGACGGCCGCGUUCAGUUGAUCUGCUGCUCCGUGGACGGCGAGAUCCGGGGCUACCUGCCAGGCUCGGACGAGAUGAGGGGGAACCUCGUGGACGCCAGCGUGGAGCAGGACCUGAUCCGGGAGCUGAGUCAGAAGAAACAGAAUCUGCUGCUGGAACUCCGUAACUAUGAGGACAAUGCCAAGGUGGAGGUGAGCAGUGCCCCGAGUGAGGCCGACGGGCAGCGGGGCGUCAUCCCCGCCAACACCAAGCUCCACACCGCCCUCUCGGUCAACCUGGGGAGCGAGACGCAGGCCGCUCACGCGGAACUGUGCAUUUCCACUUCCAACGACACCAUCAUCCGGGCGGUCUUGAUCUUUGCAGAGGGCAUCUUUCUGGGCGAGAGCCACGUGGUACACCCCAGCCCCCACAGCCUGUCCAGCUCCAUCCGCAUCCCGAUCACGCCUCCCAAGGACGUGCCGGUGGACCUGCACCUGAAAACCUUCGUGGGUUACAGGAGCAGCACCCAGUUCCACGUGUUCGAGCUGACGAGGCAGCUCCCGCGGUUCUCCAUGUACGCGCUGACCAGCCCCGGCUCCGCCAGCCAGCCGCUGGGGUACGUCAACUUCACCAUCGCAGAGCGGGCCCAGAGGGUGGUGAUAUGGCUCAACCAGAACUUCCUGCUCCCUGAGGACACCAGCAUUCAGCACGCCCCCUUCCAAGUGUGUUUCACCUCCCUGCGGAACGGCAGCCCGCUGGCCAUAAAGAUAAAGCCGAGUGGAGAGAUCACUGUGAAUACCGAUGAUAUCGACUUGGCCGGUGACAUCAUCCAGUCGAUGGCCUCAUUUUUUGCAGUUGAAGACCUCCAGGUGGAAGCGGAUUUCCCUGCCUACUUCGAGGAAUUACGGAAGGUGCUGGUUAAGGUGGAUGAGUAUCAUUCGGUGCACCAGAAGCUCAGUGCCGACAUGGCUGACAAUUCCAAUCUGAUCCGAAGUUUGCUGGUCCGAGCUGAGGAUGCUCGUCUGAUGAAGGACAUGAAAGCAAUGAAGAAUCGCUACAUGGAGCUCUAUGACCUUAAUAAAGACUUGCUAAAUGGGUAUAAAAUUCGCUGUAACAAUCACACAGAGCUGUUGGGGAACCUCAAAGCUGUCAAUCAAGCAAUUCAAAGAGCAGGUCGUCUGCGCGUCGGCAAGCCGAAGAGCCAGGUGAUCGCCGCCUGUCGGGACGCCAUCAGGAGCAACAGCAUCAGCACGCUGUUCAGAGUCAUGCGGGUGGGGACGGCAUCUUCCUAGGAGAGGGACGUGCAGGCGACGGAGCUCCUGGGAGGUGUGUUUCCCUGAAAAUCCAGGCCGGUUUCCUGUGGAUCCUGCCCCGGCGAACCCAGGGCGCUGAGUGAAAACAGCCUUGGGGAGUGGUGCCCGUGAGACGAAGCAUUGCAUCUGAACAGUGUAUUCACUCUCUAGUUUUAAGAUCAGUAGUGCCGUUGUCGACUAACACCAGGUUUGCACGGAGACAGGUGAAUCCUUUUGGAACAUUAGGGCUUCGAAGUCCAGUAUUUCUGUACGUAUGUAAAGUUGUGUAUAGAUACAUCUUCUUCCUUGUAAUUGAAUUUGUGACUUUAAAAUAGAUUGUCUACUUUUCCAUUAAAAUUUAAAAG